Molecule: messenger RNA, 945 nt
Organism: Necator americanus (New World hookworm)
Lineage: Eukaryota; Metazoa; Nematoda; Chromadorea; Rhabditida; Ancylostomatidae
Exons: 3
Coding region: 1-945 (314 amino acids)
Molecular function (GO): serine-type endopeptidase inhibitor activity
Source: RefSeq, a predicted model, not a curated record
AUGACAUCAGAAAUGAGGUUUCUUCUAGUUGUAUUGGUAUUUGCCUCAGCCGCCUAUGGCCUAUCUGAGAUCUGUUCUCUGAAACUAGAUCAGGGGAAAUGCAGAGCGUCUCAUAAGAGAUACGGUUUCGACAAAAAGGAAGGAAAAUGUGUCGAGUUCGUCUUUGGCGGAUGUGGAGGGAACAAAAACAAUUUCGAGACAAAGGAAGCAUGUGAAAAGGAGUGCAUGAUGAAAAAUGCAGGAAAAAAGUCUCAUAAAAAACUCGCAAGUGGUAGUAAUUCUGGCCAAAAACUUAAGAAGAUCUUGUUAAAAGAAGAAGAAGAACAGAAGAAAGUAGAGUCUCUUAAAAAACUCGCAAGUGGUAGUAAUUCUGGCCAAAAACUAGAUAAACUUAAGAAGAUCUUGUUAAAAGAAGAAGAACAGAAGAAAGUAGGAGCGACGGUCAAGAAGGCUAUUAUUAAGGAAAAACUUAAGGACUCUUUGCCAAAACCUCUUAUUAUGAAUGAUCAGAUCAAUCUAAUUGUCCCAAAACGCAAUCUUUCAAUGGCUAUCUCAGGGCAAAAGAAACUCAACCUCGGAAAGCCACAAAUCCUUCCUCUUCACGGAAUGCCACAAAAGGAAGAACAGAAGAAAGUAGGAGCGGCUGUCAAGAAGGCUAUUAUUAAGGAAACACUUAAGGACUCUUUGGAAAAACCUCUUAUUAUGAAUGAUCAGAUCAAUCUAAUUGUCCCAAAACGCAAUCCUUCAAUGGCUAUCUCAGAGCAAAAGAAACUCAACCUCGGAAAGCCACAAAUCCUUCCUCUUCACGGAAUGCCACAAAAGGAAGAACAGAAGAAAGUAGGAGCGGCUGUCAAGAAGGCUAUUAUGAAGGAAGAAAUUAAACAAUCUGUCAAGAAUGCUGUUAUGGAGAACAAACUUAAGCAACCUGUUCUUGUUGCCAAUUGA